Molecule: messenger RNA, 2322 nt
Organism: Octodon degus (degu)
Lineage: Eukaryota; Metazoa; Chordata; Mammalia; Rodentia; Octodontidae
Gene: Ppp2r3c
Product: protein phosphatase 2 regulatory subunit B''gamma
Exons: 14
Coding region: 477-1874 (465 amino acids)
Biological process (GO): microtubule cytoskeleton organization; regulation of dephosphorylation; positive regulation of B cell differentiation
Cellular component (GO): spindle; centrosome
Source: RefSeq, a predicted model, not a curated record
AGGGACACUGGACAGCCACGGGGGGCACCUGUUAUACCCACGGGACCAUUAAAGCCUCCACGUCAAUGAAAAAACAAUUGUAAAGAAGGGGCGUCUCUCAACCCGGAAACGCUAUGGAGUUGAGUCACGUGGUGCACAAGCGUCAAAGGCCCACGUGAAGAAAUUAAAACGCGAGCUUCCUCAUCCUGAUUUUUAAUAUCGGGCUUGGUAAGAUUGGGACGCCUACUUAAGGAAGAUCAUUUUUGAUCUCUUUUACAUCUGUUUUCCCUCAGCGCGAUAGCACUAUCCUCAGGAACAGCUACAGAAAUUGAAUUUUUUUUUCCUUUCUUUAGCAGCGACUUCCGCCCACGUUCAAGAUGGCGGCGGGGCGGCCUGCCUAAUCCUGACGGAGUCUGGCGGCGUCCGACGUCGGGGCUGGAAGAGGGCGGAGUGGCUGAGAAACAACAAAUGCAGACGCUGCGGCUCGGGAGUCAGUCAUGGACUGGAAAGAAGUCCUCCGCCGGCGGUUGGCGACGCCCAGCACGGAUCCAAACAGGCAGCUGAAAUUGUCUGGAGUAGAACAGGACUAUGAGAAAAAAAGUGAGCAAGAACUAAAAGAUGAAGAAAUGGAUUUAUUUACCAAGUACUAUUCAGAAUGGAAAGGAGAUCAAAAAAACACAAAUGAAUUCUAUAAGUUGAUUCCUCGAUUUUAUUAUAGGCUGCCAGCAGAAGAUGAAGUAUUACUACAGAAAUUAAGAGAGGAAUCCAGAGCUGUAUUUCUUCAAAGGAAAAGCAGAGAACUCUUAGAUAAUGAAGAGUUACAGAACUUAUGGUUUUUGCUGGACAAACAUCAGACACCACCUAUGAUUGGAGAGGAAGCAAUGAUCAAUUAUGAAAAUUUUCUGAAGGUUGGUGAAAAGGCCGGACCAAAGUGCAAGCAAUUUUUCACUGCAAAAGUCUUUGCUAAACUUCUUCAUACAGACUCAUACGGAAGAAUUUCCAUCAUGCAGUUCUUUAACUAUGUCAUGAGGAAAGUUUGGCUUCAUCAAACCAGAAUAGGACUCAGUUUAUAUGAUGUUGCUGGACAAGGAUACCUUCGGGAAUCUGAUUUGGAAAACUACAUACUGGAACUGAUUCCUACUUUGCCACAAUUAGAUGGUCUGGAAAAAUCCUUUUACUCUUUUUAUGUUUGUACAGCAGUUAGGAAGUUCUUCUUCUUUUUGGACCCUCUAAGAACAGGGAAGAUAAAAAUUCAAGAUAUUUUAGCAUGCAGUUUCCUUGAUGAUUUACUAGAGCUAAGAGAUGAGGAAUUGUCCAAGGAGAGUCAAGAGACAAAUUGGUUUUCUGCUCCUUCUGCCCUAAGAGUUUAUGGCCAGUAUUUGAAUCUCGAUAAAGAUCACAACGGCAUGCUCAGUAAAGAAGAGCUCUCCCGCUACGGGACAGCAACCAUGACCAGUGUCUUCUUAGAUCGUGUUUUCCAGGAGUGUCUCACUUAUGAUGGAGAAAUGGACUACAAGACCUACUUGGACUUUGUUCUUGCACUAGAAAAUAGGAAGGAACCUGCAGCUUUGCAAUAUAUUUUCAAACUGCUUGAUAUUGAGAACAAGGGAUAUUUGAAUGUCUUUUCCCUUAAUUAUUUCUUUAGGGCAAUACAAGAACUAAUGAAAAUCCAUGGACAAGAUCCUGUUUCAUUUCAAGAUGUUAAGGAUGAAAUCUUUGAUAUGGUAAAACCAAAAGAUCCUUUGAAAAUUUCUCUCCAGGACUUAAUCAACAGUAACCAAGGAGACACAGUCACUACCAUUCUAAUUGAUCUGAAUGGUUUCUGGACUUAUGAGAACAGAGAAGCCCUUGUAGCAAAUGACAAUGAGAACUCUGCUGACCUUGAUGAUACAUGAUCUCUGAAAGACUGGGCUAUCUUUAUUAAGAUACUUGAAUGCUGCAAUGAAACCUCUGAAGCAGACUCCUUAAAAAUGGUCUAAAUAAAACACUUCAUAUGACUAUAGAACGUAUGUGUUUUAUAGGCACAAUCAGAAAAUACUGUGAUUAUUGCAAUUUUGGUUGCAGUAGUUUAGAAGCAAUAAGACCAAGCUCUGCUUUUCAAGAGGUAAGUUCUGAUUUUGUUUAGCUCAAAUAUGAUAAAUGUGGUUUGCUAUGAGUAUAAAGGGUUCAGUUUUAAUCUCUAUAAUCUUUAGAGAUGAAGUUUUCAUCAAAUAUUUCUGACAACAUUCAGUAAAGUACUAGUAUGAAAUGUUUUUCUAGCUUUACUAAUCAGUAUCAGGAUUGCAUUUAUAAAACUAUACCUCCCUUUGUUAAGGAAUUUUAUUAAAGAAUUUGUUAACUCAA